GACCCGACAACUAAUUUUUUCGGUAACAAAUUAACAUCAUCAUCUAGUAUAAGUAAAGAAGAUAAUGGUAUAGUUGGAAAAUAUUUAAAGACUUCUAUACCAAAAAAACGCGAACUUGAUCAUGAAGAGGAUUCGAAUGAAGAGCAGUUUUUAGAUUCAGUUCCAAAAAAGCCAAAACCUACUGGUUAUAACUUUGAUUUUAGUAAAUGGUAA
This is a messenger RNA of Scutellospora calospora, 213 nucleotides long. The record is from the annotation of a GenBank genome assembly. Lineage: Eukaryota; Fungi; Glomeromycota; Glomeromycetes; Diversisporales; Gigasporaceae.